Molecule: messenger RNA, 2113 nt
Organism: Klebsormidium nitens
Lineage: Eukaryota; Viridiplantae; Streptophyta; Klebsormidiophyceae; Klebsormidiales; Klebsormidiaceae
Source: the annotation of a GenBank genome assembly
UGUUGAGACUCAGAGUCAGAGCAAGAGGAGGAGCCAGGAAUAAGAUCCGAGACUGCAGUGCGGGAAUGCAUGGCGGUGGCGCGACCUCUGACACUGCAAAAACCUUGUCAAUGCUAGGUACCUAGUCUCCCUUGGAAGAGCACAGCCAUCCACGACCGCAGAAGCGAGCACUGGCAGGUCUUCUAUGAAGGAAACCGGUUGAAUGUUCCAACUCUACGCCGGUACCACGCAAAUGUGGCACCUUAAGUGAUAGUAUGCUGGCCACCCGCGACAUUGCACGAAGUGGAGGCGAGUAGAAGUCUGCUUGUGCAGGAAUGGCUAGCGCACACUGCCUGUUGGCGCAGAAAUGCACGCUUGGUAGUCCAGCAUUGGUGCAUCAUCUUCCAGGGGCAAGCAACAGACUUGAAAGCAGCUGCAACCCUGAUCUGUUUGUCAGUGCUGCACAUGCUCCUCAUGGACACCCCGAGUUGCGACGAAGGGCGGCAGGGCUUGAUGGCGCACAUGCGGGUUGCCAUUCAAAUCUCCGGUUGGUAAAUUCCGCACGAAUACGGCAUUGGCGGCGGGCGUCCUCAAAACGAGAAGGGGGCCUCGGGACGGAGGAAAAGGAACGAGAAAAGGAUAACAAGAAGGCCGCCGAAAAUGGCGCUUCCUCGGGGGAGCGAGAGAACGGGCUGCCUCCAGGCCCGCUGGCGGACAUCGCGCAGGCAGCGGAGAGCGUAACGGAAGCCGCCACCGAGGUGCUUCAUGAGGUGGAGCUAGCGACGGAGAGUCUGCAGUCGUUGAUCGAGGAAGUGCCAGCACCGGUGGCGCCAAUAUCAGAGCAGAAGACAGCGCUGAUAACCGUGGCAUUCUGGGUUGCUGCGGCCGCUGUGUUUGGAGCUGGAGUGGGCAUCGUGCAAGGGCCUGGCAAGGCAUCCGAAUACUUUGCGGGGUACAUCCUUGAGCAGAGCCUUUCGGUGGAUAACUUGUUUGUCUUCGUGCUCAUAUUCAAAUACUUCCAAGUGCCAUUGGAUUACCAGAACCGCGUGCUGAGUUGGGGUAUUGCAGGGGCGGUUGUCUUCCGGGCCCUUCUUAUUGGACUGGGUGCGGCAACCGUGCAAGAGUUCACCGCUGUCAACCUGGUGUUUGCCGGCAUCCUUCUCUUCUCCUCCUUCAAGCUGCUGCAAGGCGACGAUGAUGAGGAUGAAGAUCUGUCCGAUAACUACAUCGUCAAAACGUGCUCCAAGCUCAUCAACUCCACGGAUUACUAUGACGGGAACAACUUCUUCACUGUGGUGGACGGUGUCAAAAGGGCUACCCCGUUGCUGCUGACGUUAGCCGUCGUCGAAUUGAGUGACAUCGCCUUCGCGGUCGAUUCCAUUCCCGCCGUCUUCGGAGUCACCCACGACCCCUUCAUCGUCUUCAGCUCCAACAUCUUCGCCAUCAUCUGCCUGCGGUCCUUGUACACGCUGGUGGCGGGAGUGAUGAAGGACCUCCGGUUUCUCCAGCCGUCCAUCGCCAUCGUCUUGGGCUUCGUUGGGGCCAAGCUGAUCGCGGAGUUCGCUGGCCUUCAAGUGCCCACCGAAAGCUCGCUCGCCGUUGUGAUUGGAGUGCUGGGCAGUGGCAUCUUCCUAAGUUUGAAGUUCCCAGAGGAGAAAGAAGAUUGAAGAACGCGCCAAGCUAGUGACAAUCAGGUUCUUCGUUCUCGAUUGCACGCACUCAGUAGUGACAGGAAUCCCCUUUCGUUGAAGGUCCGUAUGCAACGGAUCUUGUAAGAUACUACCAUCAGUGGAUGAAAAUUUGUCAUGAAAGGACGCUUGCGAGGGUUAAAGAGGGCACUGUACAAGGUCCUUCUGCUAAAUUGCAUUUGAAGUAUUGAUCGGCAAGAUUUAGAGCCGUUUGCUUGAUUGCUGGAAACAACCUUGCUGAGUUGCUUAAAGUGGCUCAUGUAAUCUCGCCACAUAUCUUGUCCGGAAGAUUGAGGUCGUCGAUUGAAGGGAGCGUCAGUGGUAAAGGUAGACCAAUUCUGCACUUGAUAACAGUCGUUGGUUCUCAAGCUCGAGUAGCCGAACUCGCAUCAUACGUUUAUAACACCUAGUAAAGAACACACAGCAAUUGAAGCACAAGAGUUAAC